Messenger RNA from Cuscuta campestris, 858 nucleotides. Lineage: Eukaryota; Viridiplantae; Streptophyta; Magnoliopsida; Solanales; Convolvulaceae. The record is from the annotation of a GenBank genome assembly.
GGAGCCUUGGAACUGUUGGCCUCCAAGAAGCAUUGAGGAAGACACCAAAGGGGAUCAAAACAAAUAGAGAAAAGAAAAUAAAAUGGAAUACAUAGAAUUCACAGCUAUGGCGACUGAAACUUCAGUUGAAGAGCUAGACCUUUCCGCUCCGCCGUGCCUGCACGUUAUAUCCGCCUUCCUCUUCAUGGAACCGCCUGACGUUGUCAUCUCCUUUGCCAGGGAUUUCGACAGAGGUCUGAUCUCGGACAGAGUACAACAUUUUAUCUGGGAACACUGCAUUAAUAGAACUGAUGCUAAGGCCUACUCCCCUUACGUGAGAGGUUUUUUGAAGAGACUUAUUUUUGAAAUUGAGUCAAGUGGUGAAGUCGUUAUUGAUGAGCUUUACGAGAAAUAUGUAUAUUACAUGUCUAUGAAGGUAAUCUACUGUGUGUUAUUUGAUGUAAAGUUAUGUUAGGGGUAAACCGGGGGUCUUAUCAAGUUGAUAAUUUAGUGGUGGAUGUGCGGAGGAAAAUGGAAGGGAAAUAGUGGGCGAAAGUAUGGAGGGUGUUUUAGGAGUUCUUUUUUGGUAUUUUAUGGAAGAAAAAGAAUAGGAUUAAGAAGGAGAAAUGGAGGGAUAUGAAAUGGAAGAAAUAUCACGGAUGGAUAAAACCAAGUUGGUGUUAGGAGAUAUUACACACUCUUAUCCUAACUUGGGGUUUGAAUCUAGAAUUCAAUUAAGAUAUUACACACUUAAUCAAAUAUCUAGAACCUAAAACUCACACUUAAGAUAACCACUCUUAAGAUAUAGAAUUAGGAAUUUGGCUAAAAUAGCAUCACACUAUUUUAAUAAUACUCAAAGAGUAAAUGGUUUUCAAUAUU